AUGACAAGUUCACAAUCAACCACAACAACGACGACCACUAGUGCAGGAUUUUAUUGUGUGAAUUCAACUCAUGUUUUAUUGGUGAAUUCUAGUUGUGUGCUGAAGGGUGAUGCACAGCAAUCAAGUUACAACAUAUUGUUGAAUGAUACGGCUAAUGCCACAACAGUUGGAUCGAAUUUGAUUGAUUACUUUGAGUCGUUUACAAACGUGUCUUCUACUAACUCGAGCUAUAUAUUAACGUUGAAUCGAGUAGAUCAAUUGGUGAAUAAUUUGAAUAGUACGAGUUUUACUGUUAGCGGAACAUCAUCGUUUUUGUUGGUACAAACCACAAGUGGAAACCAAACCGAUGACGUUCUGGUUUUAGGUGCUUCUUUCAGUCCUGACGCACACGGUCAGGUCGUGAAUACUCAAAACAGAGAUAGUAUCAUCAACUCGAAUAUAUCCAGUGCUGCUGUCGUCAGUAAUGACUCGAUAGUGAAUGUCAAGUCGAUGAAUAUAUUUAUUAUUGACAAUCCAAGUUUGUACAAAAAUGUAGAUAACUCAACGAAUGACAUGUUAGUUAGCUCAUCGUUAAUUGUUGCUUCGGUGAAAAAUUUUCCGAAUAGAUCGAGUUCUGUUAAAAUUGCAUUAUACUUCACUCUAGCAUUAGAUUCUCCGCAGCCGAGUAAUGGAACGUUCCUGUGUUCAUUUUAUGAUACAAGCAUGUCUCGAUGGAAUAGUUCCGGCUGUAGUUCGCCGACAUAUAAUUCAAAUUUCAAUCGGUAUGAAUGUAGUUGUAACCAUACAACUUCGUUUGCCCUUAUUUGGUUACCAUCUGGCCUAUUAGAGUCUAGUGGACGUAACUUUCGAUCGGCAGAUAUCGCCUCGCUCAUUUGCCAAUCGUUAUCUAUAGCGUGCAUUUUGGGCAUUCUUCUUCAUGCGGUUGUGAAUCGAGUAAUUCAACCUUCGAAUUAUAUAUCUGCAACUAUCAUGCUUCCAUUAAUAUCCUAUGCAAGUACAGGCAUUCUGUUCGUCUUUUAUAUUGCUCUCACCAUGACUGUAUAUGCUCGCACAACAUCCGAAAAUGAAACAAAAUGUUUUUUGAGUUCCCGUGUCUUAAUGUUUUUCACUUACUUCUUCUUAAUCUUUAUGUUAUGCAUCAAAACAAGCAUCGGUUAUUUCAAUUAUUUGCGCUUUGUGCAACUAUUCCCACCGCCGUCAUAUCGACGACUUUUCAUUCUACUUCUCAUCUCAUUGAUACUGGCAGGCGGUUGGGUUGCUUUCGCAGCUGGUUUCGAUUCAAAUUCUUCCUACAACAUUACACAAUUGUACCCCUAUCGAUUUUGUUGGUUUACUCACACAGUCAUCUAUUAUUUUUUAACCAUACCUGUCUCAAUCUUUCUUCUAUUGACAUUUGUCAACAUUAUUUAUGUUAGUAAGCGCAUGAUAGAGCAUGUGCAACGAGCAACAUCUCCACAUCAUACGUAUCAACGAAUGAAACAAUGCGUGCUAGUUUUAAUAGCAUCUUCAAUUACUCAGGGAGUCGGGUGGUUGUUCGGUCCAUUUCUUUCGUUUGUGAGUCCGUCUGGUGCGUCGGUCUUAGAAUGGUUUUUCAUCAUAUUUAAUGCGUUAGAAGGUGUAUGGGCUGUCCUUGCUUACUUAGUUAUUCGAGCACAAAUAAAACAAGAACAAAUACGUGUAACAACAGUGAAGAAAUGGACCAAGGAACCAGUUACGAUAAAGAGCACACCCAAGGAACCUAACCCACCAGUCGCUCAAAAAGGAACUGGUAUCGAAACCAGUGAAUUUGAACCUGUGCGCCGAAAGCGUCAGAACGAUCCGAUAGAGCGCUUCGAUGAUUUACGUUACACGAACUGA
This is a messenger RNA of Adineta ricciae, 1857 nucleotides long. NCBI's taxonomy places the organism in Eukaryota, Metazoa, Rotifera, Eurotatoria, Adinetida, Adinetidae. The record is from the annotation of a GenBank genome assembly.